Molecule: messenger RNA, 1482 nt
Organism: Exophiala oligosperma
Lineage: Eukaryota; Fungi; Ascomycota; Eurotiomycetes; Chaetothyriales; Herpotrichiellaceae
Exons: 2
Coding region: 318-1277 (319 amino acids)
Biological process (GO): glutathione biosynthetic process
Cellular component (GO): glutamate-cysteine ligase complex
Molecular function (GO): glutamate-cysteine ligase catalytic subunit binding; enzyme regulator activity
Source: RefSeq, a predicted model, not a curated record
CUUGAAGAUAGUCUGUGUCUUGUGCGCCCACGUCGUGUUGAUACAGCAAGGCUGAUUGAUUCUGUUGAUGCGAUCCUAGAGAACGCGGGGAGAUACUUUGUUCAUAUCCUAUCGAACUCAAUCCUACGCCCGGCGCACGCAAGCCUCGCGUGAGUCCCCAGCUGGACGACCUCUCAUUUCUAGUCCAACGACCAAGCAAGUCCAUACAACCUAUACCUGAGUCGGCACAGCAGAUCGAACGACUAUUCAAAGUCAAGAAGAGCAGUGCCUCAAACUACAUAUACGGACCAGGCGACAAAACACAGCGCCUCGCCAAAAUGAAGUUGAUUCUUUCUACAUCUAACAUAAUGUCCUCUGGGCAGUCCAUUGUCCGGCGACCAUUAUUCUCCAAGUCCAACAUCGAACUGAUCAAUUCGCUGAGAUCGAACUUUGCCUCGUUCCAGCACCACCCCUCUGCUUCUUCCGAAAACGCCGACUCAACCCCGGAUUACAAACAAUGGACCACCGAGGAAGAUGACACACUAUACGUUCCCUCAUGGCGACCUACGCCGCUCAAAGAACCGCGAGAGUCCUACGACGUGACCGUCAAGCUUUUCUUCCUUCCGGGCAUCCCGAGUACAAGACGGUGUAAACACACGCGGGAAGCGAUCGAUCUGGUCCUGAAAGAGCUGGACAUUGAGAAUAUAGAUCUUUUGAUCGCCAGCUAUCCGGGCGUGACAUUCGAUGCCGACGACGAGGAGGAAGUGUCGGCAGAUGAAGACGAUGAAAGCGCACGCAGCGACGAGUCGGAAGGACUGGACGCCCAGAUCAAGACGUGGCAGGUCCUGGAGUCAUUACACGAAAAAGGUGUGAUAUCUCAACUUGGCGUCUCGGAGUUCAGUUCUGAGCGCCUUGAUAAGUUCCUGCCAGAGGUCAAAGUGCGACCGACUGUCGACCAGAUCAAUGUCAAGGACUGCUGCGUUGUACCUAAACCGCUGAUCGUGUAUGCCAAGGAGAACAAGAUCGAACUGCUGACUCACGCCGACUGCAUGGACAUCUUGCCACCCGGGACGACGAGAGAGUUGUUGGGACCCAGCAAAGAUGGAGCAGGCAUCCUUGCCGCAUGUCCCAAUGCUGGGGCGGACGAACCUGGCUUGAAAGGCGACAUUGAACCCCAGUGGGUUGUCAAAUAUACGGCCGUCGUGAAGAACCGUGGAGUGGUUGAGAACAAAGGGUACUUUGCUGUCGCCCAGCUUGGUAGCUGCAUCGAGGAGAAGCCUGAUGAAGAAGGCUUAUAGCCUCGGCCGAUGCGGUGCAAGGUAUCUCGUCUUAUUUAGCAUGGCGUUUUUGUGCGAGAUUCUCAAAGUACUUUUUGGCUUCUAGCCGAGCAUACUUCUCUUUCGGCCUCUCAUUCGAACAUCUUCUAAACGUUUGAGAACGACCUUUGAGCCCUUGUAACUCCCCCUAUAUCCUUCUUGACUCUGAAUAACUUCGGCAUCGAAC